Molecule: messenger RNA, 2417 nt
Organism: Cuscuta epithymum
Lineage: Eukaryota; Viridiplantae; Streptophyta; Magnoliopsida; Solanales; Convolvulaceae
Source: the annotation of a GenBank genome assembly
GCUUGCCAUCAUCUUCUAUAUAAGCAAAGCAGCUCAAAUCAAAACCAUAUACAUUCUUUAAUUAAUUUAUAUUAUAUACACUUAGCUUCUAAUUACGGUCUACUUUUCAAUCUUUGUUAGUUCUUUCGCCUAUUUUUUUCGUUACAAGGAGAAGAACUAUUUUUUUCCAGCGAACGGGACAAAACUACGUCUAACGUAACUAAGCCCCGACCAGGCCGUAUUAAAAAAAACGUACCAUGGCCACUCCAGAUAUUGUUCGAGCAAUUGUCAAUUUCUCCCCUAGUCUAUGGGGAGAUCGCUUCUAUUCAUUCUCUAUCGACAAUCAGAUUGCACAAGGAUAUGAAAAAGAGAUUGAAAAUUUGAAGGAGCAAACCAGGAAUAUGUUGUUUCAUGCCUCAAUAUUAAGGGAAAGUAUUUUCGUAUUUAUUUGUAAUAUUCUCUUGGCUUAUUGGGUAUAAUUUAGACUCCUUGUAAACACCAAUAAGCCCAACCUCUUUGUAUUUAAAUACUCCUCUAAUCAUGGAAUAAUAUGACACUUGAAAACCCUAAACACUUUGUUCUUUAACAUGGUAUCAGCUUCCCAGGGGUGAUCUGCGGCCGCCUCCUCGACCGCACCCAUGACAGCCAACGGGGACUCCGACGACACUUCCGGCACCCCGCUCAACAUGGCUUCCGGUUCAACCUCUAUCUCUAUCAAUCUACCAAAACUUAAUAUUCUCUUGGAUCGUUCGAAUUACAUGCUAUGGCGUCACACAGUUCGCUCGGCUCUUGAAGCUUUCGAGCUUGAUGAUUUCCUCUCCUCUAAAGCCAUGCCUAAUCCAUUGGUCAAGCCUACCGAUUCCACUAGUUCAACGCCGGUUGCAAAUCCAGUGUAUCUCGAAUGGCGAAAGAAGGACAGGUUAAUUCUUCUUUGGAUCCGUUCCAUGUUAACUACACCAUUACUUGUUCAUGUUGCACGCGCUACAUCCACCCAUGAAGCGUGGGAUAUUUUAUCACGCAUGUUUUAUUCUCAAAAUCGCGCUCAACUCAUGCAUCUCAAAACACAACUCCAACAAUUUCCAAAAGGUGAUUUAUCCAUCUUGGAUUAUGUUGAAAAGAAACGGUCCUUUUCUGAUGCAUUAGCUGAAUGUGAUUAUAUUGUUCCUGAUGAGGAGUUUGUUGAAAGUAUUCUUAAUGGCCUUGAUGCAUCAUAUUCGGCCUUUCGUUCUGCCUUCAAUUUGCAUUCGGAACUCAUUAGUUCUCAUGAUCUACUUGGUCUACUGCUGCGUGAGGAAGCCCGCCUGAAUUCAGAGAGAACUAGCUCCCUAACUGCCACUGCAUUGGCAGCUACCCGGUCGGGUGCAGGGGGAACCCGGUCGGGUUUGCCAGACAGUAGGGGUGACUUUGUAUCCAGUUCACGCCCAAUUUGCCAAAUCUGUCAAAAACCAGGUCAUGAAGCCGUCAAUUGCUGGCACAGGGCAAAUUUUGACACCUAUCCUGAGACCAAACCACGACAACCUUCUCGUCGUGGACAGCAGCAGCCCCGCCGUGGACAGCCGCGUCGUGGUCCGCAAUCUCAAGCUUCCAUGCCGGGUUCUGUCUAUAACACUCAAGCUCCUCCAGCUCUCAAUCCUAUUCCUUUACCGCCAGGCCAGCAAGCUUAUCAGGUUCAGAAUCCUCCUUCAACUCUACUUGACCCGUGGUGUUUUGAUUCUGGCGCAACAAAUCAUGUCACAGCUGAUUUUGGUAAUCUCUCUGUUCAUUCCAAUUACACCGGUAAUGAAGGGUUACAAGUUGGUAAUGGUAUGACUCUGCCCAUAACUAGUUUAGGUCAUUCUACUUUACAAGCAUCACAUGCUCCUGUUCAUCUUAAUAAUAUUUUAUUUGUCCUGGGCAUCAAAAAGAACUUACUCAGUGUUUCUCAACUCACCCGUGAUAAUAAUGCUUAUAUGAUAUUUUUUCCUACCUGUUGCUUUGUGAAGGAUCUCCAAGGACGGACGUUACUCACCGGACGCGCUGAAAAUGGACUGUAUCACCUUCAACCACCCCAUACUACAUCUCCCUCUCCUCGCAUUUACCUCGGUGAAAAGACGUCUCUCCAAACUUGGCAUCACCGUUUUGGACAUCCACAUGAGUCUGUUUUGCGUCGAUUAGUUUCUAGAUUUAAUUUACCUAUUUCUUCAAAUAAAUUAUCUUCAAUUUGUGAAUCUUGUCAAUUAGGGAAAAGUCAUCGACUUUCCCUAACUAGUACUCACUCAUCUAGUUUGCAUCCUUUUGAUUUGAUUUAUUCUGAUGUGUGGGGCCCAGCCCCGGUGAAUUCCUUUAAUGGCAAUAAGUAUUUUGUUAUUUUUGUUGAUGAUUGCACAAAGUUUGUAUGGAUUUAUUUUUUACAUCAAAAGUCACAAGUUCUUUCCACUUUUCAACUUUUUCAGGCCAUG